This is a messenger RNA of Tinamus guttatus (white-throated tinamou), 826 nucleotides long. It is a transcript of the gene AQP2, whose product is annotated as aquaporin 2. The record is from RefSeq and is a predicted model, not a curated record. Gene Ontology annotation, biological process: transmembrane transport; water transport. Lineage: Eukaryota; Metazoa; Chordata; Aves; Tinamiformes; Tinamidae. Gene Ontology annotation, molecular function: water channel activity. Gene Ontology annotation, cellular component: apical plasma membrane; plasma membrane.
AUGAUGUGGGAACUCCGUUCAGUAGCCUUCACCCGGGCUGUGUUUGCAGAAUUUCUGGCUACCUUGAUCUUCGUCCUCUUUGGCCUGGGCUCUGCGCUGAACUGGCCCUCGGCUUCCCCGAGCAUCCUCCAGAUUGCCCUGGCGUUUGGCUUGGCCAUCGGCACGCUGGUCCAAGCCCUGGGGCACGUCAGCGGCGCCCACAUCAACCCAGCGGUGACGGUGGCUUGUCUCAUAGGCUCGCACGUCUCCUUCCUCCGCGCCGUCUUCUACGUGGUGGCGCAGCUCCUGGGGGCUGUCGCUGGGGCGGCCAUCCUACACGAGAUCACCCCACCGGAUGCCCGGGAAGGCUUGGCCAUUAACAAGCUGCACAACGAGACCACAACGGGGCAGGCUGUGACCGUCGAGCUCUUCCUCACCUUCCAGCUGGUCCUGUGCAUCUUUGCAUCCACCGACGAGCGUCGAGAGGACAACGUGGGGUCUCCUGCCCUCUCCAUCGGCCUCUCCGUCGCUGUGGGACAUCUCCUCGGGAUCCGUUACACCGGCUGCUCCAUGAACCCAGCCAGAUCUUUCGCCCCUGCUGUGAUAGUCGGAGAUUUCAGCGACCACUGGGUCUUCUGGGUGGGCCCCUUGGUGGGAGCUGCAGCAGCCUCCGUGAUCUACAAUUACAUCCUCUUCCCACAAGCCAAAACCUUCUCGGAGAGGCUGGCCGUCUUCAAAGGCUUCGAGCCGGAGGAGGACUGGGAGGAGCGCGAGGUCCGCCGGAGACAAUCCGUGGAGCUCCACUCCCCGCAGACCCUUCCCAGGGGGAUGUCGGAGAAGGUCUAGC